This is a messenger RNA of Pundamilia nyererei, 2049 nucleotides long. RefSeq names its product transmembrane protein 60-like. The coding region runs from base 202 to 603 and encodes 133 amino acids. The record is from RefSeq and is a predicted model, not a curated record. Lineage: Eukaryota; Metazoa; Chordata; Actinopteri; Cichliformes; Cichlidae. The transcript has 3 exons.
ACCCGUAUGGAUAACGGACCUAAAAAAAUCUCCCAGUCUAUUUUUAUUAACGGACACGUUUGCUGAUAAUUACAUGACUGGCUAUAAGAAACGAUAUGAGAAUGUGAAUGCGUAGGACACAGUGGAAGGAAGAUGCUGUCUGCCGAGCUGGAAACACACUAAACUUCUGUCUGUCUCCUCCUCUGGUCUCCACUGAGUGAGAUGUCUCUGGCUCAGAGGGUUUUGUUGACCUGGGUCUUCACCUUGGUUUUCCUCAUUAUGCUGGUGCUCAAAUUGGAUGGAAAGGUGCAGUGGAACUGGUUCCUCAUCUUUCUCCCUGUCUGGGUUUUUGAUGGCAUCCUCAUCCUCAUGCUUGCCAUCAAGAUGGCAGGCCGCUGCAAGCCGGGAUACGACCCGCGCAACGGCUCUCCAGACCUGCGCCUGCGUAGCUGGUACCUGACAGCCAUGCUGCUGAAGCUCGGCUUCUGCCUGACGCUGUGCGCCAAGCUGGAAAGGCUGGCCGACGUGAAGCUGACGUUUGUGUGCAUACCACUGUGGACCAUGUUAAUGGGGGCGCUGGUGGAACUGGGGUUGAAUAUCUUUCCUGAAAGGAGAGAGGCUUAGUAGCCGCCUAAGAUCUCAGCGUGAUUUGCAUCACCCUCGACAAACCUGUGUAAAAACACGAAGGCAGACAUUGGGAGGAGAUUUGUGUUUAUCUGGUCUCGGCUUUGUGAAAUAGGAGCUUAGCCUGAUUAUGUUUCCAGAGAAGAAUCAAAUCUCCACAUCAGCUAUCAGUAUUACUGUUAAGAACAAGAGACUUUGUGUAGGCAGAUCACACAGUUGGAAGUGCACAGAUUUCAUCAUAACUUACUCGGAAAAUGUGGCCUGACCUUCAUCACACUCACAACUGCAGAGAAACACAAUCUGGCUAAACUAAUGAAGCACAAACUGGAUUUUGCAUGAUGUUAUAAAAGAUGAAAUAACUCCCAUGCCCAGGCUGGAGAAUGGACGUGAAUCUGAAAAAGCACCUCAAUGAGAUCAGAGAGCAAACAAAGCCUGGUUCUUGAUAAAAAUCUGCCUUUUUAAAGAAAACCUGGAAGGGGUGAACCACGCUUUCGUUUCGGUGACUUUCCCAGGAACUUAGAAGAAGCAUUUGCAGGUUCACAAAACUGGAAAAAUGUUUUUCGAGUCACACUAAGAAGAACUCUCAGAGGAUAUUCAGGAAAGCUGCCACCUUGCCAGGGAGGUGAAAAAGAAACCAAGGGUAAUGACAAAAACACCUCCAAACAGCUGAAUAAAGUUUACCAUAAGAAAAACACUUAAGAAUGAUGUUAUUGGAAGAACUUGAGGAAGAAAAGCACACUACAAUACAUGCCAUAUUUGGAAAAGACUAUAUCUGAGCACUCAGUCUUUUGGACAACAGUAAAUAAAAGCUCACCCCAACAGCGAAGCACGGUGGAGGUACCAUCAUGGUUUGGAGCUGCUUUGCUACCUCACAGCCUGGACACCUGUCAGAAUUUAUCACCUUAACCCGAGUGGACAUUGUUGGUGCUAAAGGAAGUGCAAUGGGUCUGGACUGUGAGCGAUCACGCUGUGUUUUUUAUACAAAUAUAUACAUGCUAGUUUAGUCAUAUUAUAAUCUUAAACCUUUCUUGCAGCUGUGGGUGUUCAGGCCUCAUCAGUGUUCAUCAGUAGAGCUGGGACUCUACUGAGCUGCUACUAAGUCAUGUAAACAUGGCAAAAAUAGCUGAAAGAGGGCCAUAUGGGAACAGCUGUAUCUGUAAAACUACUGUGAAGCCAACACUUGGAAGCAAAAAACCCAAAACAUCCUCUGAUGCUUUGUGUUUUUAUGGAUUGAAAAUGUCCAGUAUUGUUUUUCUAAAGUUUAUUUUUGCUGAAUGUAAAUGACGGCAGCUGCACAGGCAGGAACUGAAUCUACUUCCUGUGUAACUAUCACGCUCGCUACAAACUACGGUUUUGACUUGUUUUCCAGGUUUAUUUUUUAAAACCUUUAAAAGACAGCAGCGAGCUUAGCUGCAAACACAGAAGUGGGGGAUUUAAGAAGCAUCU